AUGGCGGAUGAUGAAAGACCAUCAGGCCAACUAGCAUCUUUGAUGGUACCUGAUUCUGAUGAAGACUCCGCAAUCUCUGUGAAUGAUACCCAAUUGUCCGUUAUCUCAUUGACCGAAAGCGAUCGGGACUUCGUAGUUGAAAAUGGACGAACAUAUCAUUCCCUCAGCGAGGGGAAGUAUAUCUUGCCCAAUGACGAGGAAGAGAGCGACCGACUACAUAUGCAGCAUCACCACUUCUUCAUCACCUUUGGUGGCAAGAUACACUUUGCUCCAGGAGCGGACCGUGCCCACCGUGUCUUGGACGUGGGAACUGGUACUGGUAUAUGGGCAAUCGGCUAUGGCAAGUUGCAUUCCGAUGCUCACCCAGCUGCAGAGGUGAUCGGUGUCGACCUGAGUCCUAUCCAACCACUCUACGUUCCUACGAAUUGCAGGUUUGAGCUAGACGACCUCGAAAAGGAGUGGACAUGGUCGCAACCUUUCGAUUACAUCUUCAGUCGAAUGAUGGUUGGCAGCUUCGCAAAUUUCUCUCAUCUUGCCGAAGAGUCAUACCAAUAUCUUAACCCGGGUGGUUGUAUUGAACUAAUCGACUGUAUCUUUCCCAUGGCCUCCGAUGACGGCACCCUCUGUGAAGGCCAAGCAUUGAAAGAAUCCAGCGACCCCAUAUUACAAGCCAGCAUAAACCCCGGGCGACCCCUGAAUGCCGCACCGAGCCAUCGCGAAACGCCCAUCAAAGCGGGCUACAUCGGUGUCACUGUCCUCAAUUACAAGUGGCCAACGAACCGCUGGCCCAAAGACCCCAAGAAGAAGACUGUGGGCUUGUGGACGCUAGCGAAUAUUGGGAGUAGCAUUGAAGGACUUUGUAUGGCAUUGAUGACCCGUGGUUUAGACUGGAGUAAGGAACGUGUUCUGGCAUUUCUUGUGGAUGUGAGGAAGGAUUUGCACAAUACGAAGAUUCAUGCAUAUUGGCCUAUAGUGGUCGUGUACGGACAGAAACCGAAAUCGACUUCAACAACCGCUACGGCGGAUUCUUGA
Molecule: messenger RNA, 1032 nt
Organism: Paracoccidioides brasiliensis Pb18
Exons: 11
Coding region: 1-1032 (343 amino acids)
Molecular function (GO): methyltransferase activity
Source: RefSeq, a predicted model, not a curated record